GCCCCCAAGGCCGAUGGGGCCCGGGCCUCGGCUUGUUGACCCGCUGUUGUUUUAUUUACAUACUAUGGAGCAGCAACUCGCGCCGUGUCGGUCCUCGGCCUCUUUGGCUCAGGGAACCGUUAGUUAGCGCCACCUUCUCCCGUCAAAGGUAAACCUACAUCUCGCCGACGAGCCCCAGUUGAUGAUCGAUCUGUCAUGGCGGAUAUCAGCCAGUUAAAGCGUCGGACAAGGGCCGAUUACGCGUACAUUCUUGAGUACCGCACUCGGUGGGCCGACAAUGACAUGUACAGCCACAUGAACAAUUCCAUCUACAACUUCCUCUAUGACUCUGUCAUCAACACUUAUCUGAUGGAGAAUUGCGGACUCCAUCCGGCGUCCUCUCCACAGUACGGCAUGGUCGUCCACUCUCACAACGACUAUUUCGCAUCCAUCUCGUUUCCCGCUUGUGCAGAGCUUGCUUUGCGGGUCAAUCGCAUUGGGAACUCCAGUGUUACUUACGAGAUCGCGCUAUUCGAAAAAGGGCAUGAAGCUGUCAAGUCUGUCGGCGAAUUUGUUCAGGUUUUUGUUGACCGAGGAACCGCGAAGCCGAACCCAAAAGGCAUGGAUGCAACAAUGCGUCAGGGGCUCGAGCGCAUCUUGGUGCAAAGUCGCCAAAGCAAAAUGUGAAAACCAGAGUUUAUUUAAGAGGGAUCGGUCUUUCACAACGAUACAGCGGUGUUUAAUGAGAUAUAAAGGUGUAGAUUUCGAAGUAUAUAGUUAAUGCAUCGCGUUCAUAGAUAUAUACAAGGAACAAUGGUAGGAGUAUAAGAGUAUAAA
Chaetomium fimeti is the source of this 816-nucleotide messenger RNA. RefSeq names its product HotDog domain-containing protein. Gene Ontology annotation, cellular component: mitochondrion. Lineage: Eukaryota; Fungi; Ascomycota; Sordariomycetes; Sordariales; Chaetomiaceae. The record is from RefSeq and is a predicted model, not a curated record. The transcript has 2 exons. Gene Ontology annotation, molecular function: fatty acyl-CoA hydrolase activity. The coding region runs from base 196 to 666 and encodes 156 amino acids.